Messenger RNA from Pollicipes pollicipes, 3605 nucleotides. Its product is annotated as protein adenylyltransferase SelO. The transcript has 9 exons. Gene Ontology annotation, cellular component: membrane. The record is from RefSeq and is a predicted model, not a curated record. Bases 1146 to 3605 code for a protein of 819 amino acids. Lineage: Eukaryota; Metazoa; Arthropoda; Thecostraca; Pollicipedomorpha; Pollicipedidae.
UGAAGCUCUGUGAAAAAUCUCUGGACGUGAAUGACUUUUGAAUUACGAGUGGAGGGCUCCGAAGACUCACCCCCACCCCUUUCAGUCUUGCGUGGAUAGAAGGAUGGACUUACCUUACAUAACUACAACUUACCUUCACAGCGAGAUAUAGUGAUUUAGAGAUGUUCCAGUGCAAUUAUGUUGUAAAAGGCUGUUGGAUGCUGUGAGUGGCACAUUGCAGUGUUUGUCAAACAGCCUGGGUGCCAAUUGAGAUAUCCCAAUAUUGUUGGGUGUUUUUGUAACCUCAUCUAUAUAGUCAAACAGUCUGGGUGCCAAUUGAGAUAUCCCAAUAUCAUUGGGUGUUUUUGUUACCUCAUCUAUAUACCUUCUGAACAUGAAACUCAUGAUAUGUCUGUUCUUAUACUGCUCCCAGUGACAGACUCAAGACUCAUGCUGAGCUUUGCUAUCUCCUGCAUGGGUUUACCAGGCAGGUCAACAUAGAUUUGUUCCUAAAUUUAGGUUUCCUUGCCACCAGAUGCCAUCCAGUUAAGGCUGUACAACCUUUGACCAAUUAUGAUCAGUGAGGUAUCUGGUAAGGUAAAGUUUAACAAGCCUCAGUGCUCCAGGGCUCAUGCUGCAUAAAAGUGGUCAGAUUUGUGCUAGUUCAGCAGUGCUUAUUGGAUUGUUUAUUAGAAGUAUAGCUCUAUGUAAGGAAGAAGCAUGAUAACAGUAUGAACAGAGAUGCAGUGAUAUAAGAUAUUAAUAGAUAAGAUAAGAUAUUGAUAAGAUAGCUCACAGGCAUGCUGCAAAUUUUGAUGUUGUGACUCUGCCAACAAAAAAGUAAAUGGCAAACAAUGCUAAAGCUCUUAAGCAUGCUGUCAAGUGUAAUUCAGAUAUGCAGUCCAUGGCUAUCCAACCUGUUUCAAGAAUGCAUGUCCCAUGAACUAUUUUUAGUGUUAUCUAAGUCAAGUAGCACACAGGCUAGUGUGGGGUGCAAAGCAAACACUGGUAUGACCUUAACAUUGUGUAGAGUGGUGUAGAUUGAGUAGAUUGAGCUCAUAAAUUCCUCAAUGAAUUGGUGGUGGUUCAUGAAUAUUGAGCUUAUUUUCAAUACUUCAAUAUGUUGCAGGUGAGCAGUCCAUGGAACUUUGUGCUCCAUAUCAGCAAUGAAUACCCUGAAAUGGGUUCAGAAGACUUACCUGAGGUUCCCCUUGGACCCUGUCAAAAAUAACUACCUUAGGCCCAAUGUGAAGGGUGUCAUAUUCUCUGAAGUAUCACCAACACCUCUAAGCAAUGCAAAGCUGGCUUGCUUUUCUAAAGAUGUACUAGAGAAUGUUCUGGAGCUUGAUGCUUCUGUGGUGAAUCAAGAUGAAUUUAUUGAUGUCAUAUCUGGAAACAAGGUGGUCCCCGGAUCCACGUCACUGGCACACAGAUAUGGUGGACACCAGUUUGGAAGCUGGGCUGGUCAGUUGGGGGAUGGAAGAGCUCAUCUCAUUGGAGAAUACACAAAUAGAGCUGGCCAUAGGUGGGAGCUCCAGCUCAAAGGCUCUGGCAAGUCGCCGUACUCGAGGUUCGCUGACGGCCGCGCUGUAGUACGCUCCUCAGUCAGAGAGUUCCUCUGCUCUGAGGCAAUGCAUCACUUAGGAGUGCCGACCUCUCGCGCCGGCACGCUGGUGGUGAGCGACGAGCAGCUGCUGCGCGACCAGUUCUACGACGGCCGGCCGCGGCGCGAGCCGGCCGCCGUCCUGCUGCGCCUCGCGCCCUGCUGGUUCCGCUUCGGCUCGCUGCAGAUGCUGGCCGCCGACGGCGCGGGGCCGCCGCUGCGCCUGCUUGCCGACUUCGUGGCUGAGCACUACUACCCGGCGGCGGCGACCGAGCCGGCCGACGGCGCGCGCUACGCCACCCUGGCGCGCGAGAUCGGCCGGCGCACGGCGCGCACUGUGGCCGCGUGGGCGAGCGUCGGCUUCACGCACGGCGUGAUGAACACGGAUAACAUGAGCGUGCUCGGGCUGACCAUCGACUACGGCCCGUUCGGCUUCCUCGACCGCUACGACCCGCAGUUUGUGGCCAACUCGUCCGACUCGGGUGGCGCGUACCGGUUCGCGCACCAGGCGCGCGUGGGCCAGUGGAACCUGUGUCGCCUGUGGGAGGCGCUCAUGCCGAUCAUGCCCGAGCGCGAGCAUGGCGAGAUCGAGUCGGCGCUCGAGGUGUACGUGGAGGCCUACGAGGAGCGGCGGCGGGAGCUGCUGUCGCGCAAGCUGGGCCUGCAGCCGUCGGCGGCGGCCACCGCACUCUGCGACCAGCUGCUGGAGCUGAUGGCGGCCGCCGGCGCCGACUUCACCAUGACGUUCCGCCAGCUGGGCGACGUGACGCGCAUGCAGUACACCUACAAGGACUUCUUGGUGAUGUUGCUGUCGAUCGGCAGUUUCCUGGUAGACACGGGCACGGACAUCUGGCUGGCCGUGCACUUCUACCGGAAUGAGCGGCUCUACGAGUUCGUGCUGACGCUGGUCUUCAUUCUGGCGCCAGCAUUCACCAUGACGGGCUUCAGCCUCCGGUGGUACCUGAACGACGCGGACCAGGGCCCGGACGAGGCGGACGCCGAGACGCGCCCCUGCCGCCCCACCGUGCCCAUGUGGAAGUGGGUCCUGCGCAUCGUCUGCCUCACCCUGCAGUUGGGGCCGCUGCUCAGAUACGUGGAGGCCAUGGUGUACGGCCUCCGCAGCCGGCGCGCGCAGAAGAACGGCGACCAGCAGGCGCACAUCAAGAACUAUAUCUACAUGAUCUACAAGGACGCCGACGCCACACUGCUGCGGCUGUUCGAGUCGUUCAUGGAGUCGGCGCCACAGCUGGUGCUGCAGCUGUACAUCCUGGCCAGCGAGCAUAACCGUUUCGAGCCCACCGAGCCCAUCUCCACGACUCUGCAGGUGGUGGCCGUGGGCACCAGCCUGUUCUCGCUGGCCUGGUCGCUGUGCAGUUACCAGCGCUCUCUGCGCUACAGCCUGCCGGCCAAGAACAACCUGUCCACGCCCGCCACGGUCGUGCUCUUCUUCUGGCACCUGUGCAGCGUCGGCUCUCGCGUGCUGGCCAUCAGUCUGUGCGCCUCCCUCUUCCCUGUGUACGUGGCCAUCGGCUUGCUGGUGCACUGGGUGCUCAUGACGUGCUGGCUGAUCUACCAGAAGACCGAGGCCUGCUACACGCGCUGUGAGGAGCUCCUCUUCGUCAUUGUGCUCGGCGCCGUCUACAUCUUCACCUUCUUCAACGUCAAGGACCAGACGACGCGGCUCAAGUACACGAUGUACUACGUGCUGUGCUUCGCCGAGAACACCGCCAUGAUCGUGCUGUGGUACCUGCACGCCGACCGGACGCUCUGGUGGUACCACCCGGGCCUGGCGGCGCAGGUGAGCCUGUUCUCGCUCGCCGUGCUGUUCAUGGUGAUGUACUACUGGCGGCUGCACCCGAGCCACGGGCCCGAGCCAUCCGGCAUCUGCGUGACGGGCCAGGUGUGCCGCGACGCCACGCUGGCGGACCGCUUCGGUGUGCACCUGGAGGAGUGGGCGGGCAACCGCAGCCGCGACGCCACGCCCCCCGUCGAGCGGAAGGACGCCGAGGGGCUGCCGGCGUGA